AUGUCUUCAAACACGAAGCAGCAGGACGCAAAGUUCGCGCAUCUGCCUCUAUCGACUUCAGGACCUCAAUCGACAACAUUGACUGGCAAUGCGCUCCUUCGAACCCCGUACUUCAAUAAGGGCUCUGCUCAUACCAAGGAAGAGCGCGAUACCUUCAAGUUACAUGGCCUCCUACCUACGUAUAUCCAAACACUGCAAGAGCAAGUCCACCGUGCAUAUGCUCAGUACAGCUCCCGUCAUGACGACUUGGCGAAAAACACUUUCAUGGCAAGCUUGAAGGAACAAAAUGAGAUACUCUACUACAGGCUCAUUCUCGACCACCUGAAGGAGAUGUUCCCUAUCAUCUAUACGCCUACAGAAGGCGAAGCUAUCGCUAAUUACUCGAGGUUGUUUCGAAAACCAGAAGGCUGCUUUCUCAAUAUUGACGACGCGGAUCGGCUAGAAGACGACAUCAAACAGUGGGGCCACCCCGACGAUAUUGACCUUAUCGUCGCGAGCGACGGUGAGCAGAUACUAGGUAUCGGCGAUCAAGGAGUCGGAGCUAUUCUGAUUAGUGUGGCAAAGCUGGUUAUAUAUACGCUAUGUGCCGGGAUACAUCCUUCACGCACGCUGCCGGUAGUACUCGACUGUGGCACAAAUAACAAGGAGCUUCUUGAUGAUGAACUAUAUCUCGGCUUGAGAAAGAAUCGAGUGCGCGGUGAACAGUACGACCAAUUCAUCGACAAAUUUGUCAGUGCCUGUAGGAGUACAUACCCGAAAGCCUACAUCCACUUCGAAGAUUUUGGCGUGGACAACGCGCGUAGGAUCCUCGACAAAUACACACCUCAGAUUGCUUGUUUCAACGACGAUGUUCAGGGGACGGGUUGUGUCACCCUCGCGGCAAUUAUGACCGCAUUCAAGGUCAACGGUGUCAAAUGGGAUGAGGCACGUUUCGUCAUGUUUGGUUCUGGAACAGCAGGCACUGGUAUUGCCGACCAGAUCAAGGACGCCAUUGCACAGCAUACCGAUAAGUCAGCUGAGGAUGCGGGCACCCAGAUCUGGUGUGUCGACAAGCCGGGACUUUUGCUAAAGUCGAAGAAAGACCAACUUACUCCGGCACAAGUUUCGUAUGCUCGCGAUGACCACGAGUGGGAAAAUAAAGACCAUGGCGACUUACUAUCAGUGAUCAAGGAAGUCAAACCACACGUGCUAAUCGGUACAUCAACAAAACCCGGAGCGUUCACAGAAGACGUUGUUCGGGAGAUGGCAAAGCAUGUAGACCGACCCGUGAUCUUUCCUCUUUCAAAUCCGACAAGACUCCACGAGGCGAAGCCCCAGGAUUUGUACGAUUGGACUGAUGGCAAAGUCUUAGUAGCUACUGGCUCGCCAUUCGAACCCGUGAAGCACAACGGCAAGGAGUACGACAUAUCUGAGUGCAACAACUCUGUCACUUUUCCUGGGAUCGGUCUCGGCGCUGUCUUGAGUCGCACGCGUCUUAUGACGCCGGCACUCCUCGUAGCCGCAGUCCAAGCACUCGCAUCUGCCGCACCAGUACUCAAUGAUACCGGAGCUGGCCUGCUGCCUGACGUGGAAGACGUUCGAGACAUCAGCGUCCAGAUAGCGAAGAACGUGAUUAAGAAAGCUGUCGAGGAUGGACUCGCGCAAGAGAAAAACAUUCCUAGUGAUGAUGCUGAUCUCGAAGAGUGGAUCCGCGAGCAGAUGUGGAACGCUGAGUACAGGCCUUUGCAGCUGGUUGAAGAGGAUGAAGCAGACGCACAUGCGAAGGGUGAGGCUGGGACUGCGUCGCACCAGAGAGAGGCAAGGUUCGAUAAUUGA
Messenger RNA from Dothidotthia symphoricarpi CBS 119687, 1815 nucleotides. RefSeq lists its product as uncharacterized. The transcript has 5 exons. Gene Ontology annotation, biological process: pyruvate metabolic process; malate metabolic process. Gene Ontology annotation, cellular component: mitochondrion. Bases 1 to 1815 code for a protein of 604 amino acids. Gene Ontology annotation, molecular function: malate dehydrogenase (decarboxylating) (NAD+) activity; NAD binding. The record is from RefSeq and is a predicted model, not a curated record. NCBI's taxonomy places the organism in Eukaryota, Fungi, Ascomycota, Dothideomycetes, Pleosporales, Dothidotthiaceae.